Messenger RNA from Plasmodium malariae, 768 nucleotides. RefSeq names its product fam-m protein. The transcript is spliced from 2 exons. NCBI's taxonomy places the organism in Eukaryota, Apicomplexa, Aconoidasida, Haemosporida, Plasmodiidae. The record is from RefSeq and is a predicted model, not a curated record. Bases 1 to 768 code for a protein of 255 amino acids.
AUGUAUAUAUUGAAACUAAAUAUGAAGAUAAUUAUAUUUACUAAUAUUGGUGCGUUUAUUCUUUUAACUUGGAUAUAUCAUUUUAACAUUGAUGUGAGAUAUUUUAGUAAAUUUUUGGAAGACAAUUAUUACCACAGUAAUAAAUUAGAUGCAAGAACUUAUAGAUUACUAGGAGAAUAUGAAAAGCUCAAAGAUUCAAAAAUUGUAUAUUUAAAAAAGGAUGUACCACAUAAUGUAAAAUACGAAAAAAAAAAUAUAUGUAAUAAUGAAAAAUGGACGGAAAAAAAAGAAUCUAAUAGAAAUUUAUUGAAUAUGGCUCAUUAUUAUACUCAAGUUACAGAUUACAAUAAUGGAAUAUUUGAUGGGAAGCAUUUCCAUUUUGAAAGAAAAUGGAUUAAAAAUAAAGAUUAUGAACAUUUUCUUGAAAAAAAAAGAAGAAUUUGUGAUAUAUCCUUAAGAAAAAUAAAACUUAGAAAAUACAAAGUUGGAAUUGAUCUAUUUUUACUUUUUUUCUUUUUGGGAAUAGGAUUAUCCGUAUUACCACGAUUACCAUUUAUGGAAACUGUAGAUAAAUGGAUGGAAAAUGACUCAUUAUUAAAAGGCUUUCAUAGUGCUCUAAAUAGCCUGGGAAAUAAAGGAAAUUUCUAUAUUUAUAUAGGAUUAUUCAGUGUAAUUAUCAUAAUAUUAUCAGUAAUAGUUAUAAUAGCCAUUUAUAAAAUUUUAAGAAACAAUGAAAAAUAUAAUAGAGUUAAGUUAAUGACGGAGUAA